This is a messenger RNA of Cryptotermes secundus, 6848 nucleotides long. RefSeq names its product vesicular inhibitory amino acid transporter (gene VGAT). Bases 903 to 2144 code for a protein of 413 amino acids. NCBI's taxonomy places the organism in Eukaryota, Metazoa, Arthropoda, Insecta, Blattodea, Kalotermitidae. Gene Ontology annotation, molecular function: amino acid transmembrane transporter activity. Gene Ontology annotation, cellular component: vacuolar membrane. The transcript is spliced from 4 exons. Gene Ontology annotation, biological process: amino acid transmembrane transport. The record is from RefSeq and is a predicted model, not a curated record.
CUCGCUUCGCGGUGUCGGAUUGAUCCGAGGCACAACGGUACGCGUCCCUAGUCUGUGGGAUGGACCAUUAUCUCACACUGCAUAUCGUCUCAUGUUACAUAAGUGGGGAAAUUCAGUGAAUCAAGGAACGAGGUUUUCGACUUAAUACGGACCGGAAGUGCUGAUAUAUAUUUGUUUUCGUCGACAAUGCAUGUUCAGUUGUAAUAAAUGAGGACAUCCAUAUUCAGUUUUACGAAGAUGGCGUGACCACAUUUCAGGUUUAAAAGCAAAGGUUUCGUACUUCUGUGUAUCUAAUUACUUUUCGAGUAAAUUAAUGGUUGAAUGAAUUAAAAGGUUAUUUCUGAAACAAAAUUGCAACAAGGAAGGUAUAAUUCUCACGUAUGAAGUGGUUUAUGAUCAUCCUGUGUUCCUACAGAAGAAGUAACUUGGUGCAAUGGCCAAGUAUGGCGGUGCUGAAAGCAUUUCUUACAGUAAGGCUGUUUCACUGGUAGACUCGUAUAAGAGGAACUAGUGUGAAUCAUGAGAAACAAUUCUGUGAUAUAGUAAAUUCGUACAUAUAAAACAGCAAAGAUGCAUUUUCGAGUUGCUACAAUUUGGGUCAAAAGAAUUCAUAAAAAGUACUAACAUUUUACUAUCGAUUUUAUCAUUUUCUUUAGAAUUUUGUAUAAAGAAUUCCUUGCAAGUGAACUGGAUUACAAAAUUAAGGAUUACCUACAUAUUAAGAUAUAAUAUUGUACAAGGAAAUAAUUGUGACAUAGCUGUACAUGGUAACUACACUAAAUUAGCACAGCUGGUCUGUAUAAAUAUAGGUACAAGGGCGAGGAAGAACUGGAAUUGUUUCUGUUUUGAAACGUACAUACAAAAUACGAUAUAUAUAUAAAGCAGUUCUCCAAAACGAAAUAAUGGCAACGUUCGGAAGAUUCACUGUUCCCCCACUCAGGGCAACACUUAAUGUGGCUUGGGAAACAUUUAAGGCUACUUUGCCAGACACUAGUCCAUGCUUUGAGGCGGUCCGUAAAGCAACUGGAGGGGAUGGAGGGGGCGGGGGGGCACGACAUAGGGAACCUGGAGAACACGUGAGGUUUGCACAAUUUGGGGGAGAGGGCCAUCAGAGGCUGGAAGACAACACCGAACUGUCAACAAUGCCAGGAGGAGGGGACUAUGGCGGGACUGAAGGAGGAAUUGCUGAAGAUGGGUUCAUCGACAGGCAGCAGAGCUACCAGCAUUCCCGUGGCAAUGGCAGCCUUGCGAGUGUUGACUUCGGAAGCGACAGCAUGGGUGGAGGAGGUGAAUUCGGAGAAGGAAGAAGCAAACACAAGAUCAACGAAUGGCAGGCGGCUUGGAACGUUACCAAUGCCAUUCAGGGGAUGUUCAUUGUGUCACUGCCAUUUGCCGUGUUGAGAGGUGGAUACUGGGCAAUAGCAGCCAUGAUUGGAAUCGCAUACAUCUGCUGCUACACAGGCAAGAUCCUAGUUGAAUGUCUCUAUGAGGAAGAUGCUAUCACGGGUCAGCGGGUGAGAGUACGGGACUCUUACGUUGCCAUUGCACGAGAAUGUUUUGGGCCCCUUUGGGGUGCACGAGCAGUAAAUAUUGCGCAGAUGAUCGAGCUUCUCAUGACAUGCAUCCUGUAUGUUGUGGUCUGUGGAGAUCUCAUGAUUGGUACCUUUCCUGAGGGAGCUGUUGACUCCCGGAGCUGGAUGAUGCUUGUUGGAAUAUUUCUUGUACCCUUGGGGUUUCUCAAGUCACUACACAUGGUGUCCGUGCUGAGUUUCUGGUGCACCAUGUCCCAUUUAGUCAUCAAUGCCAUCAUUCUUGGCUACUGCAUCUUGGAGAUUCCAGAAUGGGGAUGGUCCAAAGUCAAAUGGAGCAUUGACUUUGAAAACUUUCCCAUCUCACUUGGUGUUAUUGUCUUCAGCUACACAUCACAGAUUUUCCUUCCCACACUGGAAGGCAAUCUCAUUGAUCGAUCCAAAUUCAACUGGAUGCUCGACUGGAGUCACAUUGCAGCAGCUGCCUUCAAAUCCCUGUUUGGCUACAUCUGCUUCCUCACAUUCCAGGAUGACACCCAACAGGUCAUCACCAACAACCUGCAUUCCCCUGGCUUCAAAGAAUGUGAGAUUAAUGUGAGACUAACGUUACACUAAUAUUAUAUAUAUCCGAAGUCUUCCAACAUAUGAGAAGUGUUAAAUGUACAGUUGUUUCUUUGUAUGUUUAAUUCAAAAUUAAGUGAUGUGCUAUUGCCUGGGACUUGAAAUACAACACACACAGGCAAGCAGUAAAAUGUCAGUAACUGCUUUUAAUAUUCCAAUAACAGGAAUUCAUGUACCCUCCUUUAGCACAUCACUGUCCAUCUCAUAUUUGCCUCCAUAAUAUUUUGAGUCUCUGGUUAACUAACUAAAAAAAUCUUCUCUGCAAGGAGAUACAAAUUUUAUUGAAUGCAUAUAUAGUAAGAAAGCUAGUUAGAUGUUGAUGUUUCAAGAAUUUUUACUAAAUGUUUAUUCAGAAUCAUUUCAUGAAUGGAAAGAGCAAUAAACCCUCAUAAUUUUUACUCUGGAAUGAAAUCUAGUGGAUAAGAACAAUAACCCACCACUAUGUGUGUAGUAGUAUUGUUAUUAGCUGUUAUUAUUGUUACAAUAAUGGUAUCAUGAACUUAAUGGUCGUAUGUGUUUGGUAUCCCAAAUACAAAUAAAUACUAGGAAUAUUUCAGGCUGUAGAGAAGCAGCAGCUUCCAUACUUGCACACAGUUAAUGACAGUCUGCACAGGUUCUGCAUUUAUAAUUCUCAGGUUCCCAUAAGAAUUUAGAUUUUAUAUUAACUGAUACAGUGUACAAUUACUUACUGUACAAGUUGCUUUAUGAAAGUCAUUAUCUUUUUCCACUUGGCAACAAUGGACAGAGUAAAGAAAUUGGUCCACCAAAAAUAAAUUUGUGUCUAACUACCCCUUUAAAAGAAAGUAUGUUAUUGACUUAAUAAAUAUAGACUUAACAUGCUCUUUUCAUAUACAGGAAAAUCUCAUUUUUCCCCACUGCAGAUUAAAUACAGAUAUCUAAAAUGUGAUGUACUCAUCAUGCAAGUACACUCCCGUGUACUGCCCCAUAUGGCAAACAUAAAUUGCAAGGAGUCAUCACAUAUUUUCAUAAUUUCAUUCAAGAGCAACCCUUUCUUGUCUCUAACAAGGAAAUUGUUGUAUAUAUAUAUUAUACCUGUAUAGAUUAACUUAUAUAUUUAUUUAAUGCCAUUUUACAAGAAAAUUAUCUACUGAACCAUUGACAGCAUGAAGGGCAUUCAGAAAAUGGAUUAUACUGCACAUGGUGUACUCAGUUAAUUCAAAGUUCAUGUUAGAACGCAACUACAUGAGUGUAAUACUUCAUAUAAUGUAUUUCUUACAGUUUUUAAGACUGGAUCACUGUCAAAAUUCAUAGUAAUACAUGUGAAGUCUAUGAUACCAAAGUAAAUGUUUGAUGUGCAAUAUGGUUAAACAGUGUAGGCCUGUGUGUUGCAAUGGAAUGGUUAUGUAGAUUCACUAGCAGAAUUCAGAUAGUUAAUGAUGAAUAUAGGCCUGUAUGCAUCAAAGAUCAUCAUCUGGGUUAACUGUAUUAAUUUCAGUUCCAAAAUAAUUUAUAUGAACAUUACAUUCAUUUAAGAACUUCAUACUUUAACAUAUAAGGCCAUAUUUAAACUUCUGUAAUAAAUAUUUUGUACAUAUUCAUCCUAUGCUGCCUGAUUACUUUUGCCACCUAUGCACAUUUUAAAAACAGCGUAAAAGCACUGAUAAUUCUAGCCGAACAAAUUUUGCAGUCUGCAUCAAAAUAACCUACCAGCACUAUUUACUUAUAUGGACAUUUUUCUGCAUUCAGCUGAGUCUAAAAUAAAACUUAUGGGGGGAGGCCUAUUCUUCUUUUACUAAUGCUGGUAGUUCAUCACUAUUGCAUGUAGUAUGCUUAAUCAGCAUACAAGAGCUAAAUAAACUACAAUACCUCAUGACUUCAUAAAUGGCAGACAAUGAAUUCAGGUUCAACUAUAUAUUUACUUCAUUUACAUUGAUUUUAUGAAAAGAAAAAACAAUACAUAAUUUUACCACCUACUGUCAAUAAUACUGGACUUUUUUUUUUAUAGGAAAGGGUGUUUUAGUAAGCAUAAAUCAAAACUGAAUCUACAUUCACACAUGCAAUAUUAGUACUGAAAAACAGGAGACAGAUUGGAGAAUCCAUUAUUUUUAAGAAAACUGGUAAAUUGUACACAUACCUUCUUUCAUUGAAGUACAAUGUGAAUACAUACACAAUAUAUCACUGGUAAUAUCAAAGGGGGAAAAGAUCAAGCAGUGAAAGAGUAUGGGCAAAUUAUUUAAAUGUGUUUUCUUUAUAUUUUAAUAUACUGAUAUUUCAUUCGAAGGUGAAGUCAAUUAUCUCACUAACAAAUGCAUAUGCUCCUAAGAUGUAGUUUGGCAUUCUAACAACUUCAGACAGUUCACUUUAUGCUUCAUAAUGGCAAUGCUCCUUACCACUAAUACCAUUUCAUGUCUAAACAUUCUCAAGGGUACUUCACACAUUGAACAGGCAAUCUUACUGGGGGGGGGGUUCUUUUAUAUGUUGAAAGUAGUGUGUGGUAGCAUUCUAACAAUGAUGGAACUAUUUCCAUCACUAUCUCACGAUGAAGCAUCAAACAUGUUCUAUACACAGUAUACCAUUUAUGUGAUCAACAUUACACAGUUCAGAAACCUUCAUAAAAUAUGUAAUAUACAGGUAUUUGUUUUAUAUACUUAAGCACUUAAGAAACAUACACUACUGAAAACUGCCAUAUUAUAUACUUACACUUUGUGUGUACUCCUAUAUUUAAAAGAGCCAGGGUAGCUCAGUUAGUACAGUAACUAUGUAUGGGCUGGGUGACCAGAGAGUAAGGGUUUGGUUCCAGGGACAGGCAGAGAUUUCUCUCUUUGCCAUUGCAUCCAGAUUGGCUCCGGGGCCCAGCCAGCCUAUCCAAAAGGUACCAGGGGCUCUUUCUAAGGAGGUAAAGUGGCUGUACCUUCUUUCUCACAUAAAUGGAAUGGUGCACAUAUGCACAGGGGAAACCCUGUCUUUUAUCUACAAUUAAAAGAAUAAAGGUGAAAUGUUCGCAAGUAUAAAUUAUAUUGGUCAAAAAAGUGAAAAUGAACAUUCAUUCUAAAUAAUAAAUCAGAACUGAUAAUAUAAGAAUUAUUAUAAUUUUCUUUACCUUUUACUGUACACCAUUAGUUGGUGGGUGAAGAGCCAUGUUUGCUUCUCAUAAUGUGAGGGAACUCCUCGUUUUUUAAUGUUCUUUAUUAAACUGGUAUUCAUUUAACAAAUCAACAGCCUUGACUUUCAUUUACUCUCUAAUACAAGUUCGACUCACAUGUUCCACAUGAGAGUACAAUGAAGCAGAGCUAUAAGAGGUGUGUAGUUGUGGGCAUCCAUAGAAUGUUCAUCCUUAACCACAUUUUAGUCUUACUGAAAACAAUAUUCAGUCCCAGAUGAUGCAGAAAACACUUUCUAGUGAAAAAUAUAAUUCACAAGAAAAUGCAAUAAUACAAGCAAUGUUGAUAGUGUGUUAGUGUGAAAUCAUUCCUCUCAAGAUUUUAACUGAAAUUAAAAUUAUAUUUGACAGUUAUUUAUGAAGAUAUGUCUCCUGUCAGCUGUAACAGUGAAAGACGAGUCAUAGGAAACAAACCACAUUCUACAGUUCUGAUUACUAAAUUUUUUUUUGCAUGCUUGCUUAAGCCACCUAACAAGCUGGAAAAUAUGCUGUGUUGUAUAAAUAAUUAUCAUCAUGUACAUUUUGUGUUAAGUCCAAAUGCAGAAACUCAAAACUUCUGCUGUUCAGAUAAUAUUAAGUUUUGAGAAGGUCAUUAUUUCAAAAACAGCUCAUUGUAACAGAGAACUGUAUACAAAAUCAAAUUAUUUAAUUUUUGCAAGCUCUGCAGUAUGUUAUAACAAUGGCAAACCUCAUGGAAGAAACUUGACAUUAGAGCUGCUGCUGUUAGUGGUGGCCAUUAUGUACCUUAUAUAAAUGUACAUAAUGUUAUGAAAUGCUAAUUAUGCUUCCCUUCAUCUUUUGUGUGCUUCUAUGACACAGCACUUCAUUUUUCAUAAUUUGUCAUACAGGAACAUGAUGGGAGACAUUUUUGGGAAGCAUGUUCAUUAACAUAUAUUCAUUUCUUGAUGCUUUAAAAUCUAAGUUUUUGUGUAAUUUUCUAAAAUUAAUAUUCUUGGCUGAAGGCUCUAUAUAAUUAUUGUAUUUAAUGGAAGGAAAGUGAAGGUUUCUUCAGUAGGUUGCAUCUCUUUUUGAAUACACUGUAUAUAAUUUUAAUGAACAUACUUUUGAUGUGGUGAAUAUUUCAUGAGAUAUUCCGAAACUUUAUUUAAACAUUAGAGUAAAAUGACCAUCCAGAAAGUGCAAAUAAGAUCUUAGAUAUGAAACUGAUACCUUCAGCUAAACUGGUCAAGGUGUAUCUUGUUACUGUAGGUUAUUUAACAAUGCUUCAAGUUUUGAGACUGCACAGCGUUAGAUGUUAUGAUAAUUGAAUGAUGAAUCUGAAAGGGUUUGGAAGGGAGUGGGAGUGACCUAAUCAAAGUCCUAUUCUAGAAUUUGUCUGGAAAGACUGAGGAAAUCCAUGAAAAACCUCAGUCAGGAUAGUCAGUGUCUUGGCCGAGAUUUGAAAUAAGCAUCUCCCAAACACAGGUCUAGGGUGUAACCACUAGGCCAACCUGUUCAAUGUCAACCUAUGUCCAUUUAGUAUGCUUACCUGUUAUGUUACCAGGGGGCACACGGUAGAGUAGUUGGUUGAGGCACCAUGCUACAAGCUGGAAGGUCACGGGUUCAAGUCCCGAUGA